Messenger RNA from Branchiostoma floridae (Florida lancelet), 5337 nucleotides. RefSeq names its product coiled-coil and C2 domain-containing protein 2A-like. Gene Ontology annotation, biological process: non-motile cilium assembly; protein localization to ciliary transition zone. NCBI's taxonomy places the organism in Eukaryota, Metazoa, Chordata, Leptocardii, Amphioxiformes, Branchiostomatidae. Gene Ontology annotation, cellular component: ciliary transition zone. The record is from RefSeq and is a predicted model, not a curated record.
AAAAUAUUUUGGGGCGCCACUUUCAGUGUUGUUGUUGCACUCAGUCGGCGAGAGUACGUUUCAUGUUGCCUCUAGAGCUUUACUUCUCAGUGUCACUUCGCGUCUUAGUGGACCAUGUUAGGUGAAAGGUCCUGGUUUGCCUGAUUUGUUUUUCCGCGUCAAACCAUUGACGUUUUCUGCCAAGCGUUGUCCGAAGCCAACCCGUUUUCCUGCCCCCCUCCCCCAUCUCGAGGAACGGUUCUAGCUGUGGAUAUCUGGAUUAGAUUUAAGAUGUGAACGUGGAUCUGUUUUGGUUUUAUCCGGAGUUAUUCCUGCUGAAGCGGCCGAUAGUGAAACUAUGGCGGAUACAACUCUAAGAGACAAGAUCCGUGCGCGUCGGCAGGCCCUGCAGGAGUCGCUGGCUCAGAGCGAUGCCGACCCUGACAUCUCCACAUCCCGCAUGGAGGACACAUGGGCAUCCAAUGACGUGGAGCCGAUCAGUCCACAGCAGAACGGGAAGGUUCCAGCAGCCAAUGGGCAGGUUGGAAAGGAACAACAAGAGGACACAGUGUUGGAGGUGUUGGAUGAGGAAACAGAGAAAGAGAACAUGUUACAUGACCUGGCAUCACGGAGGAAGACCAGACAGAGAGAAUUAAACAAGAGCCUACAGGGCACAGUGGAGCCUCCUACAGAUGAGGUAGACUCCAGCACCAGGAAGAUGUCUAUGGCUGAUGCUGCCCUGAGUCUGACCAAGACCAAAUCUCCCACUGGCCUGACUUCCUCCGUCAGGGAACGACUUAAGAACAAAGUCAAGACUGUCCGGGAGAAAGUUGAGAGUGAGGCUAAGGAAGAGUCCCGUCCAGCGAGGAAGCUGCGAGCAUUGAGGGAGAGACCCCCUGCGAUCACGAGGUUUGAUAAGAUGAACAAAGAAGACCUGGAGGCUGAGAAGAGACUGGAGGAGUCGCUCAGUGCCAGGUCCAAGUGGAAGAAAGCCGGCAAAGGAAUGAAGGAGCUGCUAGCCAAGAAGGAUGCCCUGCCCACAGAUGAGGAAGCCUAUGACUUCUUCACACAUGUGUAUGAUGCUGAGGAGGAGGAGGUACCAACACCCCCGGCCCCCCAGGAGCCUGAGCCCGGCCCGAGCGGGGAGGGGGUGGAGGAGGGGGAGGAGGCUCGGGAGGAAGGGGAGACUGAGCCUAAGGAGGAAGGGGCAGCUGACCAGCCCCAGAGGGAGGCGGACCGGCGGAGAGAGGAAGCGGAGAAAGCCCAGGAGGCGCUGGAGGACUACCUGAGCGAGGGCUGGCAGAUGACUCACGUCCACGCCGCCCAGUACGUGGGGUACCAGACCAGGGUGGACAGGGAGAAGGACAUCUACUUUGUACCCAGCAUGCUGCCUGUACCUGCAGAAGAGAAGGUUCCCCAGGACGCCCAGCCCAGAUAUCUUGAAGACGAGGGGUUCUACGUGGGUGAGAGACCUCCUGUGCCCUACAGGAACCAGAACAUUGCUGAGGACAGACUUCUCAAGGAACCCGAUGAACGGGGGUCCAAGUGGUUCGGAGAAGACGGAAAGAUAAUCGCUCUUCCCGAUCCGUUAAAAACGGAACCCACCCGUCCCCCAAACAUGCUGAUAGACGAACCAGAGCCCAUGUUAGAAACUGAAUACCGCAAGGCGUGGCUGAAGGAGUUUGAUGGGCGGUACAUCGAUGGAUCAGAGCAGAUAUCCGGCCAUGGACGGUACCAGCUGGAUGUUGACGUGAACACGCUAGUCUUCACCCACCACUCCCUGUUCAGUCGUGAGCACGUUCUGUCGGCAAGACUGAACCAGCUGUACCAACAAUACUUGGUGAGGACACACAAAAACAUGGCCAAUUUCCUGACUGAUAAAUUGAAAGCGCUGAAAGCUGCAGCAAGACACCUGGAGUCUCAGGAGGGACAGGGACUUAACCCUCAACCUGCCGAGCAAAGUGGGAGGCUGAGGGAGUACAAAAAUGAAAUAAGACAAACCCGUAAGCUGCGCGAUGCGGAGCAGCAGGCUGACAGAAACCUGCUGAAGAACAUCCUGAAGGUGUGGCGCGACAUCAAGGCUCUCCGCCAACUGCAGGCCUUCGCUAAUACCUCCGUCAAACUCGUCGUGCGCAAAGAGGAGACAGACAAGGAGAACGACAGGGUGGUGUGGGAGCAGGAAGUAGUAGAGGAGGUGCAGGAGGAGGAGGAUGCAAUGGAGGAGGAGUACCGCAGGCAGGUGGACAGAUACGAGGCGAUGAUGGCAGAGUGGAAGAGACAGCACAAGGCCAGGAAGCAAAAGAAGAAGAAAAAGAAGAAGAAAGAAGGCUCACAGGAGAGUCUGCAAGACAGUCUUCAGGAUGAGUCUGUUGAUGAGGGGGAACAGUUACCCAAACCAGAGGCGCCCCCACCCCCAGACAGGGAAGGUUUACGUGAGAAGGUGCGACAGAAAGCCCUGCAGAUCCGGAGGAGACCAGGGGAGCCCAUCCUGACCCCAGAGGUCACCAACACAGCAACCAUCACUCCUAAACAACAGUGUCCCAGGGGUGAACAAGAGAGGAGACAAGAUGUGGAGAGACUGCAAGUUUUUGUCAAGGUGCUAUUCAAUGACAAGGAAGUGUCAAGAACUAGGCCAAGAAGUGUGACGUCAGACUUCAAGGUGACGUUUGGAGAAAUCUUCCCCAUCCUCAUCAUACAGUGGCCAGAGAGUAUCAAGCUACAGGUGUAUGAGAAGGGAACCCUGUCUAACACACUCCUGGCCGAGGUGUACGCCGGUAUCCCGGAGGCCGCCAUCACGUCAGGGAACGUGGAGCUGGAGGACCUGGAGUUCAGUAGUGACCAGCGCGUGGCGUACGACCACGAGGCCGUCGGCAGUGGAGUGAUGUUUUCCUUUGAGGAGGACAACUCGGACGCCUUGUGUCUCCUGACCACCGGCAUCCUCAGCACCAGUGUGUCCUGGGGGACGAAGGACGACGGCACCCCCCUGGUCCCCCCUGUGGGACCCACAUCGGCCACCAUCCACAGCCCAAUGAUGCAGGCUGACCCAGUGGCAGCCAUCGGAGCCACAGGGAUGGUGGACAUGGAGAAGCUAGCUGACUGGAUAGAGGAGUCACGGCUGGACCCAAACGACCCCAGCAAUGCAGCACUGAUGCAACACGUCAAGAAUUUCACUGGAGGGAAAAACGGAGUCUCCAGACUGCCCGACUACUUCAGGUUGGAGCAGCUCCAGGAAGAAUUCAACUUUGCCACCGACGAGGAACUGGAGAAGUCGAAGAGAUUCCGUCUGCUGAAGCUCAGGUCCCGGGAGGUCCCAGAGUUCCGGUCCUACCCCAUGGUGCCACUUCGAGACAGGGAGAUUCCAGAUGCCAUCUUCAAGGAGUACGAGAAGAGACAGAAGGAGAAGGAGGAGAAAGAGGUCCGGGAUGACAUGGAUGCGCACAGGAAGAGGGUCGCACGGUUCCAGUCUAAGGUGAAAGAGCAUGUGCUGAACCGGUACAGAAUGGCCAGGCACCAGUUCUCCACCAACGACAUGGUUGUGGAGGACCAAGUACCAGACAUUGGGACCCUCACAGUGACCCUCCUGAAGAUCACAGAGCCCAGACGUCCCCUGCGCCCGGUCAGGAAGGAGCGUAAGAAGGUGACGGCUCAGGCACUGUCUCCUGGAGACGUGAAGAUCCUGGUCAACAUACAGAGGGCCUUCAACAUGCAGAUAAGGACUGGAGGUGCAGGCAGUGGUGCAGGAGCUGGGGCAUCGUCAGCUGGAGACAGAACAGCAGGAGACGCACACUCAGGGGUGUUGGUCCGUCCCUUCGUGGAGGUGACGUUCCAGCGCACAAACCAGAAAACAAGCACGGCAGAGGGAGUCAAUCCCAGCUGGAACGAGGAACUCCAGCUACCUCUGAGGGUACCGAACAAUGACUACUCUCCUAGCAACUUGCAGACCGUGGACGACACUCUCUUCAUCAAUGUGUUUGAUGAGCUGAUUAUCGACAUUCUCGAGAUUGAUGGCACGUUCAGAGUGGAGGCCCCUCCCGUGUUGCUAGGUUACAAGCGCGGAGGCGGCGGUGGGACGGAGGGUCUGGACCUGCAGAUGGGCGGGAACGAGCACACGUACCUGACCCUGUUCAUCACCAUCGAGCCGCCCCUCACGCCGCUCGAGCCACUCAAGGAGAAGUUUGACAGCCAGGAGGACGAGAAGCUGCUGUUCCAGGCCGAGAAGUGGCAGGGCGAGGUCGAGAAGCGCUUCCCCAAGCGAAACAUCUCCACCACGGUGACGGACAUCAACGGGAAGUCAGUGUUUGUGACCAGGUUCAUCCAGCCGCUACGGCCGCCAGAUGAGCUCAUCGACAGCAAUGCCGAUACAAGACAAAAUUCUGAGCGUGUGGCAAGGUUCGUGUCCUUGAUCCCCUUCAUCUCUGACUCGACACUGUUUGCAGGAAUUUGUGACAUCUGGAGUACCUGUGAUCAAUUUCUCCAGAUGUUGUCUGGUGAUGAGGAGGAGCAUGCAGUGUUGCUGUGUAACUACUUCCUCCACAUGGGGAAGAAGGCCUGGGUGCUGCUGGGGUCAGCUGUGCCUGAGGGGCCAACGGCAUACGUCCUGACACUCGAAUCCAACAGCGACUACCUCCUGUGGAACCCCAGCUCGGGGGAGUUCUUCCAGCAGCACGACCCGUACUGCCCCAUGCAGUCCGUGGGCUGCCUCAUCAACCAGGACAACAUCUGGGCCAACGUGCAGGAGUCGGACUCCGCGGGCAGGAUGAGCUUCGACACCACCAGGGAGGCGCAGUGGAAGCCGUUCUUCAGCCGCAGCUACCCCAACCCCGGCCUGUCCAGCAUACAGCCUGACCAGCUGGUCUAUCUGCCCACAGACAAGGACUAUGUGGCAGACCUGCAGGAUAGGAUUGAGAGGAAGCUGAGAGACAAGGUCAUGGAGUGGCGCCCCCACUCCAUCACGCGCUGGAACCGGUACUGCACCCAGAUCUUCCGCCGGCUGCUGCCCAGACUGGAGCAGAGCGGGGGGAGGGGCACCGCUGACGAGCACAGGACGGAGCUGGAACCCAUCCUGGCUUCUUACAAGAUGUCAGGGUUCCCCAUGCAGAUGCCGUACACAGAAGACAACCCAGUUGUGGAGGCAGUGUUCAGUACAGGGGUGCACCAGCUGCAAGGCAAGGACGUGGAGUUUGCCCUGGCCGUCCACAUCCAUCCCUACCCCAACACUGUCCUGUCUCUCUGGGUGUACGUGGCCUCGCUGGUCAGGAAGAGAUGAUUUCUGCUGCACCAUUGGACGACCAGGACCAAAACUUCUGCUGUGUAUACACCCAGACAGAUGCUUCUCACAAUGUCCUUAGCUCCAAAACU